Molecule: messenger RNA, 1107 nt
Organism: Talaromyces atroroseus
Lineage: Eukaryota; Fungi; Ascomycota; Eurotiomycetes; Eurotiales; Trichocomaceae
Exons: 2
Coding region: 1-1107 (368 amino acids)
Biological process (GO): N-acetylglucosamine catabolic process; carbohydrate metabolic process; N-acetylneuraminate catabolic process
Cellular component (GO): cytoplasm
Molecular function (GO): identical protein binding; glucosamine-6-phosphate deaminase activity
Source: RefSeq, a predicted model, not a curated record
AUGUAUCGCCUUUUCCUCUUUGCGACAAGACAGCGCAAACUAACAAGAAAUCAAGGCCGCAUCAAUUCGUUCAACCCUACGCCUGAAAAGCCGUUUGUGCUCGGUCUUCCUACCGGUAGCAGCCCAGAGAUCAUCUACCGCAUCCUCGUGCAAAGGCACAAGGCCGGCGAGAUCUCGUUUCGCAAUGUCGUUACCUUCAACAUGGACGAAUAUGUCGGCAUCCCGCGCGACCACCCCGAGUCCUACCACAGCUUCAUGUACAAGCACUUCUUCUCGCACGUCGACAUCCUGCCGGCCAACAUCAACAUCCUGAACGGCAACGCGCCCGACCUCGGCGCCGAAGCCACUGCCUACGAGGCCAAAAUCGCGCGCAUGGGCGGCAUUGAGCUGUUUCUCGGUGGCGUCGGACCAGACGGACACAUCGCCUUCAACGAGCCCGGGUCAUCGCUGACGAGCCGCACGCGCGUGAAAACACUGGCCUACGACACCAUCGUUGCCAACUCCCGCUUCUUCGACAACGACAUCAACCAAGUGCCCAAGAAGGCGCUCACAGUCGGCAUCCAGACCAUCAUGGAUGCGCGCGAAGUCGUGAUUGUGUGCACGGGCGCCCACAAGGCGCUCGCUUUGCAUCACGGACUCGAAGGCGGCGUGAACCAUAUGUGGACGCUGUCGGCGUUGCAGCUGCAUCCUCACCCGCUGAUCGUGGCGGAUCGCGAUGCCACCAUGGAACUCAAAGUGAAGACGGUGAAAUACUUUGAGUCGAUCGAGCAAUCGGGCACUGAUGCUCGUACCCAGGGCCCACCAUUGGUGUAUCGCCCUCGCACUUACGUGCCAGCUCCAUUGACGACUUCUUCGGGCGUGACUCCAAACGGCAAUGCUAAUAACAACAGCAGACCCACGUCUGAUCCUUCUGUGACUGCUCGUGCCCUGUUCCCGAAAGACCUCAAGAUCAACACGGACAUGCACCGCUCUGCGGCUGAUGAGGACGGCGAAUUGACGCCGGACAGUAUGUCGUCUCGGCUGCUGGAUUCGGCCGUUUCAGGCUUGGAUGCUGCUCUGAAGGGGGAUUUGUUGCCCGAGUCGAUGGCGUCGAGGGUGACGGUUUAG